GAAGCUUGGCACCUCCUCAUGUCAUUUUACCAUUGAAUGUCAUGUUAUCUUUUUCAACACACGGGCGUUGAAAACGUGUCAAAAUGUUUACACGUACCUUUGAAAUAACAGUUUGGAGUAAAACGUUUUCUUUCUUAUAGCAUGGCCAACAGCUCUAUGCCAGUCUUCUAGCCAACCUUCACCGGCAAACCAACAUCCAAGAGUUUUCAGCUGUGUCAUUUUUAUGAUGAGAUAACCGGUAACUAGCAUAGGUAACUAGUCUUGCUAUUUAGAUUGUGUGCUGGGUGUCGUUUGUCUGAUCUUAAACUGAUCACAGGCUGAAAGAGCCUCUCUUUUUCUAGACCCAAUCCCCUCGAAGGAUCUUUAGCAAAAGGUGCCUGUCGGCAUGAUGAUGCGACAAGGUUUACAAGUUGUACGAGGACUUUAUCGAAAUGGAAUGAAAUGGAGUGUACUCGCCGGUCGGCAGUCCAUCAACCGGGUGCCUGUCUCCCAGUCUAUGGGUGUUCGUGCUCUGACGAUGUCGUCAUGGCCUUUCUCUUCGCCACCGAGGGAUUACAGUCUGCCCAAUGAUUCUUGGAGUACAGAGAUGCAAAGCCUAUAUGACCACUACAACGCACUGUGCGAAGUUGAGGAGGAAGGAGAAAAGAAGAGGGGACCAUGGAGGAGGUUACCCAGUUACAAUCGCACUCUUAAAUAUGCCACUGGUGGCCGAUGCCUCAGUAAGGUCCUACAGGCCAAAGCCAGGCUCUUCACUCGGAACAUUGAAGAGCCGGGAGCAAGCUUUGAGUAUGUGGUCUUCCUGAACAAACAAGAGAAGACCUGUGUGUGCGUCUUCCAAGCUGGACAUCUUCUGGAGGGACCCCCGGGGCAUGUCCAUGGUGGAGCGAUCGCCACCAUCAUCGACUCUAUCACGGGAACAAUCGCCACCUACCUGGCGGGGCCUGUCAUGACUGCUAACCUCAACAUUAAUUAUCGCAGCCCCAUCCCUCUGGGCAGCGUGGUGUUGGUGCACAGUGCGUUGGAGAAGACCGAGGGCCGCAAAACCCUCAUUUCCUGUCGGGUUACCAGCGCAGAUGGAACCAGGCUGCACACAGAGGCCACAGGGUUAUUUGUGGCAAUCAAUGUGGGCCACUUAUUUGGAGCGUGAUGUGCGAACCGAACAACCUCUGCCACAAAAAAAAAAGAAACGGAAAAAAAAAACGUGGAAACUCACCUUGCAGCCGAAGCCGAGGCCUUCCCAGACAGUAUGAGUGUUGGUGUGUUUGUAUGAGAGCAAAGUUAUUAUGUCGCUCUGUGCAGUAUAUGCGAGUAUGUGAAUUUAGUUUAAUUUAAUUUAAUUUAAUUUGUUUACGAGGAAGGGAAAGAUUGACCAGUCCAACUAACAUUUUACCUCUUUGAAUAGUCGAGACAUGCCUGACGUUCUACCCCCAAAUUGUCCAUAUGCUUGACUAACACGUGUGCUUUUGUAGUACGGUCAUGCAGCACACUAUACUCAGCUCAGUUUCUCAGCAUUUUGUCUUUCAGGCUCUCAUUCUCUCUCAAUGUCCUUGUCCUCCUUCACUCCUUCCAUUUUUGCAUUUACGUUUUUAAAAUCUCCAUCCUGCAUCCUCCAUAGCCCCUAUGUUUGUUGUUCAUCCUACCUCUGAUGUUACAAGGGACGUACAAGGCUGCUCUCUAUUUAGUUUUUUAAUCUGUACGUCUGGAUAUUUAUGAGCAAACUAUUUAUUCUCAAGUAACAGUUAUUAUUUCAUCAUAGAUUUUUAAAACUUAUUUUAUUUUGAAUAUGAUACAGUAUUUAUGGUGUGGCCUUCUGAUGAUGAUCCAUAGCUGACAGUGUUUUCAGACAAUGUUCAAUGCAUUACUGGGGAGUCAAUAAAUCUUUCUGAAAAAUGA
This is a messenger RNA of Sardina pilchardus (European sardine), 1893 nucleotides long. RefSeq names its product thioesterase superfamily member 4 (gene them4). NCBI's taxonomy places the organism in Eukaryota, Metazoa, Chordata, Actinopteri, Clupeiformes, Clupeidae. The transcript is spliced from 6 exons. The record is from RefSeq and is a predicted model, not a curated record. The coding region runs from base 386 to 1147 and encodes 253 amino acids.